UGUGCAUUUCCGGCGCCUCCGGAAGUGGCGUGAGCGCCAGGCCCAGGCAAAGGCGGAAGCGGAGCCUCUCCGCCCUAGUCGAUUCGUCGCCGGUUCUCUGUCCAUGGCCGCUUACUCCUACCGCCCGGGCCCCGGCCCAGGUCCCGCUGCGGGCGCUGCGCUGCCAGACCAGAGCUUCCUGUGGAACGUCUUCCAACGGGUUGAUAAAGAUAGGAGUGGGGUGAUAUCAGACAACGAACUUCAGCAAGCAUUGUCCAAUGGCACAUGGACUCCGUUUAAUCCAGUGACCGUCAGGUCAAUCAUUUCUAUGUUUGACCGGGAGAACAAAGCUGGUGUUAACUUCAGCGAGUUUACGGGUGUGUGGAAAUACAUCACAGAUUGGCAGAAUGUCUUCCGCACCUACGACAGGGACAACUCGGGGAUGAUCGACAAGAACGAGCUCAAGCAAGCACUCUCAGGUUUUGGCUACCGGCUCUCUGACCAGUUCCACGACAUCCUCAUCCGCAAGUUUGACAGACAAGGACGAGGGCAGAUCGCCUUUGAUGACUUCAUCCAAGGCUGCAUUGUCCUGCAGAGACUGACAGACAUAUUCAGACGCUAUGACACGGAUCAGGACGGCUGGAUUCAGGUGUCUUAUGAGCAGUAUCUCUCCAUGGUCUUCAGCAUCGUAUAACACAGGCCUCACAAAUACUAGCACCAUGUACAAGAAGAUGGAAAAUGCCAAAUCCCUUACCUGUCAUGACAUGGGACAUGGACAGUUACAUGCUGUUUUUCCGUAGGCUCUGUGUAAUUAAUAACAGGAGGACCAGCUGUACAUAUGUGAGUAACUGAUGAGUGCUCUUGCAUUGCUGUAGUAGCUGCAUUGCUGUCAUAACAGACCUUGGGCUGUGGCUCAUUGUGCCAUGUGGCGAGACGCAGUCAAGGUUCAGAUUUCUGCUUGGGGAAAUGCACCCUAUGCUUUUUUAGACAUCUUCAGUUGUGCAGUGGAAAUGCUUUUAUUAGCCAGUAGGACUUAAAAAUACAGAAUUUGCACAGAGGCUUUUCAUGUGCCUUACUUUUUUAAAAAAAGAAAUUGUGUUCCCUGGGAUAUGCAACAUGAGCAAUAAAGCAAUGGUACAGA
Cavia porcellus (domestic guinea pig) is the source of this 1120-nucleotide messenger RNA. RefSeq names its product programmed cell death 6 (gene Pdcd6). The coding region runs from base 104 to 673 and encodes 189 amino acids. The record is from RefSeq and is a predicted model, not a curated record. NCBI's taxonomy places the organism in Eukaryota, Metazoa, Chordata, Mammalia, Rodentia, Caviidae. The transcript is spliced from 6 exons. Gene Ontology annotation, molecular function: calcium ion binding.